Molecule: messenger RNA, 333 nt
Organism: Ostertagia ostertagi
Lineage: Eukaryota; Metazoa; Nematoda; Chromadorea; Rhabditida; Trichostrongylidae
Source: the annotation of a GenBank genome assembly
AUGUUGCAGAUGUCGACGUCUCGGUCACGUGCGUCAAACGACUCCCGCGAUUCAUAUCACAAGCACUUCCGUGUCGAGACUGAGCCGCUAGUAAUCACGUUGAACCAAGGAUUAGUUCAAUAUGAAGCCCUUGGCACGCUGACAAAUCUCCUCCAUGUGUCAUAUAUCUCAACGACACACAUGACGUCAUUGCCGAACAUACCAGUUGAGCCACGAAAUGGUAUGAUUCGCACCUACAAUCAUGAUCGAACCUUCACACGACCGUACUCCGCUAAAACGGUGUUCUUCUACAAGGAAGGCGACGAGUAUUUCACGGAUUGCAAUCUUAAAUAG